Octodon degus (degu) is the source of this 3319-nucleotide messenger RNA. RefSeq names its product CBFA2/RUNX1 translocation partner 2 (gene Cbfa2t2). Gene Ontology annotation, cellular component: nucleus. The record is from RefSeq and is a predicted model, not a curated record. Gene Ontology annotation, biological process: negative regulation of DNA-templated transcription; DNA-templated transcription. Bases 168 to 1823 code for a protein of 551 amino acids. Gene Ontology annotation, molecular function: transcription corepressor activity. Lineage: Eukaryota; Metazoa; Chordata; Mammalia; Rodentia; Octodontidae. The transcript is spliced from 10 exons.
CGCGGCCUAACGGCAGUGGAGGAAAACGCGGCGGCGUUGGUGUUUGCGAGGCUCACGUCUGCAGUUCCCGCGGCGGCGCCUGCGAGGAACUCGGGCUGUGGACCGAGGCGGGCGGUGCGCCGCUGGCGACGUCGUGCGAUGUUGGUUCUGAUAAAAGGGUUCCAGCAAUGCCUGGAUCACCUGUGGAAGUGAAGAUACAGUCAAGAUCCUCACCUCCCAUCAUGCCACCCCUCCCACCAAUAAAUCCUGGAGGACCGAGGCCAGUGUCCUUUACUCCUACAGCAUUAAGCAAUGGCAUCAACCAUUCUCCUCCUAACCUGAACGGUGCACCAUCCCCACCACAGAGAUUCAGCAAUGGUCCUGCCUCUUCCACAUCAUCAGCAUUAACAAAUCAGCAGUUGCCAGCCACUUGUGGUGCUCGACAACUCAGCAAAUUGAAACGGUUUCUUACCACUCUGCAGCAGUUUGGUAAUGACAUCUCACCUGAGAUUGGAGAGAAGGUUCGGACACUUGUCCUAGCGCUGGUGAAUUCAACAGUGACUAUUGAAGAAUUCCAUUGCAAGCUCCAAGAGGCCACAAAUUUUCCUCUUCGUCCUUUUGUGAUUCCAUUUCUCAAGGCCAAUUUGCCCCUGCUGCAGCGAGAACUGCUGCACUGUGCUCGGGCUGCCAAGCAGACCCCAUCCCAGUACCUGGCCCAGCACGAACACCUUCUGCUUAACACCAGUAUCGCAUCUCCUGCCGACUCUUCUGAGCUGCUCAUGGAGGUGCACGGAAAUGGGAAGAGGCCCAGUCCAGAGAGGAGAGAAGAAGGUAAUUUUGACAGAGAUACCGUUCCUCCUGAACCCCCUGCCAAGAGAGUGUGUACCAUCAGCCCUGCUCCUCGUCAUAGUCCUGCUCUCACUGUGCCUCUUAUGAACCCUGGCGGACAGUUUCAUCCUACUCCUCCACCUCUUCAGCAUUACACCUUAGAAGAUAUUGCAACUUCCCAUCUGUAUCGGGAACCUACCAAGAUGCUAGAACAUCGGGAAAUUCGUGAGAGGCACCAAAAUCUCAGUCUAAAUGGAGGUUAUCAGGAUGAAUUGGUAGACCACCGUUUGACUGAGAGGGAAUGGGCUGAUGAAUGGAAACACCUUGACCAUGCCCUGAAUUGCAUAAUGGAAAUGGUGGAAAAAACCAGGCGCUCCAUGGCAGUUCUCAGGCGCUGUCAGGAAUCUGAUCGGGAGGAACUGAACUACUGGAAAAGACGAUUUAAUGAAAAUACAGAGAUGAGAAAAACAGGGACUGAGUUGGUCUCCAGGCAACACAGCCCCGGGAGUGCAGAUUCUCUAAGUAGUGAAGAAGCUGUGAAUAAGGUGAAAAUUCAGGCCAUGUCCGAAGUACAGAAGGCUGUUGCUGAAGCUGAGCAAAAAGCUUUUGAAGUGAUUGCAACGGAGAGAGCUCGAAUGGAGCAAACCAUAGCAGAUGUCAAACGACAGGCUGCAGAAGAUGCCUUUCUCGUCAUCAAUGAGCAAGAGGAAUCCACUGAGAAUUGCUGGAACUGUGGCCGCAAAGCUAGCGAAACAUGCAGUGGCUGCAAUAUAGCCCGGUACUGCGGUUCUUUUUGCCAACACAAGGACUGGGAACGGCACCAUCGCCUUUGUGGCCAGAGCCUUCAUGGCCAGAGUCCCCACAGCCAGAGCCGACCACUGCUGCCUGGAGGGAGGAGCUCAGCCAGGUCCACUGACUGCAGUGUGCCCAGCCCAGCCCUGGACAAGACCUCAGCCACCACCUCACGUUCCUCAACACCUGCCUCUGUGACAGCAAUUGACACCAAUGGACUCUGAGCCCCAGACUACACUGACCCUGAUGAUCAUUCCACACAAAGGAUGAUUGCAUGGGGGUUGGCUGUUAGAACAUGUAGCUAUAGGGUCAUCAGCAGGAAAUGCAGUGACGACAGGAAGCAUCCAAGCAAUGCCCCCCAACUGCCCUGGGACUUAUUAUCUGUGUCUUGGUGGAACUAGUGUGACAUUCUCUGCACACAGGCAGCCUGCCUGAGCUUCUCUAUGGGUUUCUGGUGUGCUCUUCUCCCUCUGAAAUCACCCUUUCCUGUGUAGUCCACCAGCUCCCCUGCCUCUGUGCAUUAGCAGACUCUGUGCCCAGCCAGGCUGGCAGCAGCUCACCUUCCUACGGUCCUCAUGCAGUGCAAGACUGGAGGCUGGCAGCAGACUGAGGAGGAGGUCCCCUUCCCCCUGAACUGUUCCUUGAGCCCCAUUUCCACUCUCAGCAAGUGAUGCUGAUUGGCCUCUUCGGGACUUGGGUAGGCAGAAACCAGUACUCAGGACUCCCUCCUCAACCAUACUGUUCUGACUCAUUGAGAAGCUCAAAAACAACAGAAAAGACACCACCACCUUAAUAAAAGCACCAUAAUAAUAAAAAGAAGUAAAUCUUCCCCCAUGCAUCAUAGAUCGCUUUGGACAAGAUUUUUCCAACCUAACUGACUACUUUAGUUUGGAACCCAUUUUGUCCCCUCCCACACUUGAUUUUGCUUGUGCAGAAAUUAGUUUCCAACACAUGAAUUGAUCCAAGAGAGAAAAAGACUCCAAUGUUAGUCUUUUCUCUCUGAGCAUGUUGGCCAAACUAGCAUUUAUCCAGUUACUGAGUGGAUUACCUCUUAGAAAUGCAGAAUCCUCUGCCACUGUUUGGUUGUUUGCCCAGUUGUCUUGUUUUGUGUCCUUUUAUCUCAGACCACACAUGUCUGGAUCACCAUGACAUCUUCUGCCCAUCAGCCCUGUUUGGCCCCUGUAGACUACAGUUGUCCCACUGAUGCUCUGUGGAGUGUCAGCAGGACUUGCCCUACUUGUCAAGGCCUGGUCUCACCUGAAUAGCUCUCCUGGACCUAGAGGAAUCCCUCAUGGCCUUCUAUACUGAUUCAUCAUCCAGCAGUUUCCCUUCUCUAAUGUUGUUUGAAACCUCCCCUCUGAGCUCAGAAAAGUUCUUUGAAGUGUAGGAAACAUUUGCAGGAAGCUAACAAAUUUUUCUUCCCAUUUCCAGGGAUUUUUCCAGCUGCUUACUUGGCUGUCCAAACAUGACUUCAGUGUACCCCCUGCAGAAUGUUGGGUACUGUCUCAUAUAUGUCCCUACCAUUUAGGCAACUUAGGGUCCUGCUCCAUGGAGGUAGUGGUGUGAGUUAGUGGCUCUGUGCCUGCUGCCCUGUGAAAGCCAGGAUCAGAUCACCACCCUCAGUGCACGCACUGAGCCUGAAGUAAAAGCUCUUGGGGGCCAGGGAGAUGGCUCAGUAGGCACAAGGGCCUGAGUUCAAUCCCCAGUUCCGCCAAAAAAA